Labrus mixtus (cuckoo wrasse) is the source of this 2228-nucleotide messenger RNA. It is a transcript of the gene cunh10orf88, whose product is annotated as chromosome unknown C10orf88 homolog. The transcript has 9 exons. Lineage: Eukaryota; Metazoa; Chordata; Actinopteri; Labriformes; Labridae. Bases 235 to 1629 code for a protein of 464 amino acids. The record is from RefSeq and is a predicted model, not a curated record.
UCCGGUCGCGCGGUGCCGUACGGUGAUGUGAGUCCGUUUGACGGUUUUCUGCCGGUUUGUCCGGUUCUGUCGGGAUUCUGUGGAUCUGAUGAAGUCGAACUUUGACCCGACUGGAUGUAAAUCAGGAAGAACAUCGAGAAACACGCGCAAGAGCAGCCAAUCAGAGGCUUCGGCUCCCUGACGUGUCAGCUUCUCGUCCUCGGAGGUCGGCGUCCCUGCGGCGUCAGCAGCAUCAUGGUGGACGUUGCUGUGAAGAGCGAGGCUUCCUGGGUCUGUCACUCUCAGGGACACUUCCUGUCAGAAGUCCUGCUUCCUGUUCACCUCAGUGACGAAGGCAAUGAUGAAGAGGAGCUCCGUCAGUCCGAGGUUAACCAAACAAACUGGGGCAGCCCAGUCCUGCUGGAACAGACAGGAGACCAGGGUCCUUGUGUCCUGACGCUGACAUGUAGCCCCGCCUCCUCUGCCAUCAGCCGCCUGCUGGUCAUCAGCGAGGCUCGAACCAUGGAGGUGUACAGCCAGAGCGGGGAGUACUGCGGGACGGGUCGAGGGCUGAAGGACCAGAGCAACCACCCAGACAGGUCAGAUCGAGGACCUUUCUACGAGAAACAGCUGAUCCUCGAGAAUCCGUCGGUCUCAUGUGAAGUGAAGCUGCUCUCUCUGGCUGGUAGAAACAGUGUUUUGGUUUGCCGGGUCAUCGUGGGCCUUCAGACUCUGAAGCCCCGCCCCCUCCGUGGCGUGGGCAUCGACAUGCAGCAGGUGCAGAGUCUGGUCGAUGAGAUCGGGACGAGUCUCUCACCUGGAGCGCAGAACCUCAUGGACAUGGUGCAGUUCCAGCAGAAGAACCAGACCGGCUCUCUUGGGGGCUUCCUGCCUCUCCUGAUGGGGGGUGGGUCUCUCUCUGCCCUGGUCCCUCCAGCCGCUUUCAGCUACCAGCCGCAGCCUGCAGACUUCCGGCAUCCUCCAGUCAGCUGCUCCCAGCCUGCAUCUCUGUCAGGUCAGCAUGGAGCCAUGAUGUCAGACGGCUCCCCCUCCGGAGCCCCGCCCACUCCUCAGACUCAGGACCAAAGUAAGACCAUCAGGACUCGUGUGAUGUCUCUGAUGUUUCAGACGGUGGAUCCCGAACUAAAAGAUCCCGAAAGGCCGUUUGUCUGGAUCUUUCAUUUGACCUCCGCCGACCUCUUUGUGAUGUGGUCUCUCUCUCUCUCUUCUCCAGUGAGCGGCGAGGUCAGAGGGCCGGGCCACGCCCAGCUGGCGGAGAUGAUGUCACACUUCCUGAACGCUCAGGGUCGUGAGCAGGCGUCGAGCUCCGGCCCGGAGUUUCUGCCCAUGCUCCAGAGCGUCUGUGGUCAGGUGACCAAGCUGCGCCUGGAUGACGCUGCGGCGAUGGCGGAGAAGGAGGAGGAGCUGAGAAACGGCUCGUGGGAGUUGGACUCAGCCAUGGAGCGUCGUCUUGAGGAGAUGGAGAGGAGGCUGAAGGAACAUGUGGACCGUCGUCUCGAUGCUAUUGAGCAGAAGUUAGAGAAGUCCCUGCUGAGCGUCCUCAACCAGGGAGCGAUGAGCAGCCCAACAGGAAGUCCAGUGUCCACGGCGCCGCCGGAGCAGACUGCCCCGACCCCGGCCGUGCACUAACCUCAGAACCUCUAAAAGACUAACAUGAAGCCUUUGUGCCUCUGCUCCCUCUAAAACUACACUCUGACCUGAGAGGCGGAGCAGGAGGCGGAGCAGGAGGCGGACACUAACAGAGAAACAUUAAAGCAACUUAAUAAAAGCAAUAAUCUGCUGAAAUGUAAAAGUGUAUUAAAUCCAUCUUUCAAGAUGGACGCUUUGUAACGGUUUGCUUCACUUGGACCUCUGCCUAAACAGCAAAUAUUUGAAAUUCUGUUACCCUAACCCAGAGACCACAGCGACCCGAGGGAUGUGGUCUGACCCAGGUCCAGAUUUAUUUACAGUAAGAGGUCCAUGUAGACGCUCCGAUCCGGACCAACAGUUAGUACUGAACCUGCACGGAUCAGCUGAUUCCUGUUCAGUUAGUCAGCCGACGUCUGGUUUACAGAUUGUCUCGUAUGAAGGUUAUCACAGUUUAACCCCCCCCACAGAGUUUAUAGAUGUUUUAACAUGCAAACAGUAAUCUACUGUAAAGUAACAUAAAGCGUACCUGUAAAGAUUCUGUGUUGACUGGUGAUGUUUUUAACUGCAAUUUAAAGAAAAUAAAACUAUAUUUAUACUGA